Molecule: messenger RNA, 810 nt
Organism: Acanthisitta chloris (rifleman)
Lineage: Eukaryota; Metazoa; Chordata; Aves; Passeriformes; Acanthisittidae
Product: NADH-cytochrome b5 reductase 2
Exons: 9
Cellular component (GO): mitochondrion
Molecular function (GO): FAD binding; oxidoreductase activity
Source: RefSeq, a predicted model, not a curated record
GAAAUCAGUCAUGAUACUAAAAAAUUCCGAUUUGGGCUACCCUCAGCAGAUCAUGUAUUAGGAUUACCUGUAGGCCAACAUGUUUACCUUUCUGCAAAAAUCGAUGGCAAUCUGGUGAUUCGAGCCUAUACCCCAGUUUCCAGUGAUGAGACAAAAGGUUAUGUUGAUUUAAUCAUUAAGGUCUACUAUAAAAAUGUGCAUCCCAAGUUUCCAGAAGGUGGGAAGAUGUCCCAGUACCUGGAUAACAUGAUGAUUGGAGAUGCCAUUGAUUUCCGAGGGCCAAAUGGACUCCUGGUCUAUAAGGGAGCAGGUACCUUUCUUAUCAAGCCUCAUAAGAAGUCUGAAGCAGAGAAGAAGUUUGCAAAGCAUGUUGGGAUGAUAGCUGGAGGAACAGGAGUAACUCCUAUGUUGCAGCUGAUUCGUCAGAUCACAAAUGAUCCUAAGGACUCCACAAAAUGUUAUCUUCUUUUUGCUAAUCAGACAGAAAAAGAUAUAUUGCUGAGAGCUGAGCUAGAAGAGAUUGCAAAGAGGCAUCCGGAUCAGUUUGUGCUUUGGUAUACACUGGACAAACCUCCUCAAGAUUGGAAGUACAGUUCUGGCUUUGUGACUGCAGAGAUGAUUAAAGCUCACCUCCCUGCCCCUGGCAGCGACACGCUCGUUCUCAUGUGUGGACCACCACCCAUGAUACAGUUUGCCUGUCAGCCCAACCUGGACAAACUUGGCUAUGCCAAGAGCAGUACCUUUGCUUAUUAACUGCUGCCAUCAGCUAUCUUUUUUUAAAGACCAUGGAGAUUGUGGACCAGAAUCCGU